Molecule: messenger RNA, 1128 nt
Organism: Procambarus clarkii (red swamp crayfish)
Lineage: Eukaryota; Metazoa; Arthropoda; Malacostraca; Decapoda; Cambaridae
Gene: RpL24-like
Product: ribosomal protein L24-like
Biological process (GO): ribosomal large subunit biogenesis
Cellular component (GO): nucleolus
Source: RefSeq, a predicted model, not a curated record
CGACAGUGGUCGCUGGGAGACGGUGUGUGGCUGCGGGUGAGGGAGGCGCGCCACGAGGAGCGCGUCAACAACAACAACACAACACCGCCGCCGCCGCCGCCAUGCGUAUCGAGAGGUGUUACUUCUGCUCGAGCAAGGUGUACCCGGGCCACGGCAUGCAGUUCGUCAGGAACGACUCCAAGAUCUUCAGAUUUUGCCGGCCAAGAUGUCAAAAGAAUUUCAAGAGGAAGCGAAAUCCACGCACUGUUCGAUGGACCAAGUCUUUCAGGAAGGCAGCGGGCAAAGAGCUGACUGUUGACCCCUCUUUCGAAUUUGAGAAAAGGAGGAAUAUUCCAAUUAAAUAUAAUCGGGAAUUGUGGCAGGAAACACUGGAAGCGAUGAAGAAGGUGGCCAAGAUCAGAACAAAACGUGAAGGCAAGUUUGUAAUGGACCGCCUCAUGAAGAGUCGGGAGUACCAGCGUGUUGCUGAUAUUGUGGAAGUGAGGAAAGGCAUGAGCCUCAUCAGAUCUCCUGCAGCUGGCCUAAGGAAAAAGAAAGUAGUUGAGGAAGAGAUGGAAAUGGACGACAACGUAGCAGAGAGGAUGGAAGCAGGACCCUCGGGAGAUACAAAGGAGAAGGAAAAACUUGCUCGUGAGGAGGAAAUGUCUGAAGACGAGGACAAAAUUGCAGAGAAUGAUGACGACGAUGACGCCAAAAGAAAAAUGAACCCCGAAGACAGUGACAGUGAUGAAUAAAAAUAUAUAUAUAUCGACUUAAUGAAACACGGUUGAUUUCAGGUAUUUAGUGCAUUCAUUUUCAUUAAGAUCGACCAUGUAAAUUGUUUUAAUUAAUGUUUUUGUUUGUUACAGGUUAAUAUAUUUAAUAUGUUAAGACAAUUGGUAGAAUGAUUGAAUUGGUAAUGCUUUGAACUGAAAACCCAUGAAAAUUAUUAUUCAAGAAAAUUUUAAGACAGUGUCUGUGGUCAUUUAAAUCGUAAAGAGGUUGUAAGGGUCGUGUGUCCUACCUGGGUGGUGGUAGCUUGUUAUACUACAGGAGAGAAGAGAAUAUGUUGUGUGUUCAUGGAGGCUUAUACAAAACUAGUAUAACUGUAGCAUAUUCUGCUCCAACACAUUAAAUAUGAAUAAAGAA